Plectropomus leopardus (leopard coralgrouper) is the source of this 2577-nucleotide messenger RNA. NCBI's taxonomy places the organism in Eukaryota, Metazoa, Chordata, Actinopteri, Perciformes, Serranidae. The record is from RefSeq and is a predicted model, not a curated record.
AUGACAACAUAUGGCGCUAUUCUUCACAAAGGCUCUUUCUGUCGGAACUCUUUUAACAUCUUGGAUCUUCUGGUGGUCAGUGUAUCUCUCCUCUCAAUGGGCAUGGAAUCCAGCGCCAUCUCAGUGGUCAAGAUUCUCAGAGUGUUGAGGGUACUCCGGCCCCUAAGGGCCAUUAACAGAGCCAAGGGACUCAAGCAUGUUGUCCAAUGUGUGUUUGUUGCUGUCAAGACCAUUGGAAAUAUUGUACUGGUCACCAUGCUACUGGACUUCAUGUUUGCCUGCAUUGGAGUUCAACUUUUCAAAGGCAAGUUCUAUACUUGCACAGAUCCUGACAAAAUGACUGAGGAAACAUGCAAAGGCUGGUACAUAAAGUACCAAGAAGGAGCACUUCAUGAAGUGGAGAUCCACAAGAGGGAGUGGACCAACUCAGAACUAAACUUUGACAACAUCCUUAAUGGCAUGCUGGCUCUUUUCACCAUUUCUACCUUUGAAGGAUGGCCAAAGUUACUAUAUAAAGCCAUUGAUUCAAACUUGGAGGACAAAGGCCCAGUGUACAACAACCGAGUGGCCAUCUCAAUCUACUUUAUCAUUUACCUCAUCCUUAUCGCCUUCUUCAUGAUGAAUAUAUUUGUGGGCUUCGUCAUCGUCACCUUCCAGGAGCAAGGAGAGCAGGAGUAUAAGAAUUGCGAGCUGGACAAAAACCAGCGCCAGUGUGUGCAGUAUGCUCUCAAGGCCCGACCGCUGCGAUGUUAUAUUCCCAAAAACCCUUACCAGUAUCAGGUGUGGUACAUUGUCACCUCCUGCUACUUUGAGUACCUAAUGUUCCUCCUUAUUAUGCUCAACACCAUGUGUCUGGGAAUGCAGCACUGUAACCAGUCAGACCACGUUACACACUUGUCUGACAUGCUGAACGUGAUUUUCACUGUGCUCUUCACUGUGGAGAUGAUCCUGAAACUCAUGGCCUUCAAAGCCAAGGGUUAUUUUGGAGACCCAUGGAAUGUCUUUGACUUUGUCAUCGUCAUUGGAAGUGUUGUUGACGUGAUGCUGAGUGAAAUUGAUGCAGCACUGGCCUCCUCUGGAGGAAUUUACUGUCUCCAUGGCUGCACAGCAGUGGAUCCCAUGCAAGCAAUUGCGUCCUCUGAGAACAUGAGCGUAUCAGUCACAUUCUUCAGACUAUUUCGAGUCAUGCGUCUAGUGAAACUUUUGAAUCGUUCUGAAGGAAUCCGUAAUCUUCUGUGGACCUUCAUCAAAUCCCUUCAGGCUCUUCCCUACGUGGCCCUGCUCAUUCUCAUGCUCUUCUUUAUAUAUGCUGUGGUUGGAAUGCAGAUAUUUGGUAAAAUUGCAUUGGUUGACGGCACAUACAUCAACAGGAAUAACAACUUCCAGACAUUCCCGCAGGCUGUACUACUGUUAUUCAGAUGUGCUACGGGGGAGGCAUGGCAUGAAGUAAUGCUGGCGUGUAUGUAUGGGAAGAAGUGUGACCCCAAGUCGGACUACCUGCCUGGGGAAGAGUACACUUGCGGAUCCAACUUUGCCAUCAUCUACUUCAUGAGUUUCUACAUGCUAUGUGCCUUUUUGAUCAUCAACCUAUUUGUGGCUGUCAUCAUGGAUAACUUUGACUACCUGACACGUGAUUGGUCUAUCCUUGGUCCCCAGCAUUUGGAUGAGUUCAAGAAAAUAUGGGCAGAAUAUGAUCCUGAGGCCACGGGACGUAUUAAGCAUCUUGAUGUGGUGACACUCCUGCGAAGGAUUCCUCCUCCCCUGGGUUUUGGAAAAUUUUGUCCUCAUCGUGUCGCCUGCAAGAGGUUGGUCUCCAUGAACAUGCCUCUCAACAGUGAUGGAACAGUCACCUUCAACGCUACAUUGUUUGCCCUGGUUAGAACUGCACUGAAAAUAAAGACAGAAGGUAAUUUUGAACAAGCCAACGAGGAACUGAGAGGAAUUAUCAAGAAGAUUUGGAAGCGUACCAGUAUGAAACUUCUGGAUCAAGUCAUCCCACCUAUAGGAGAUGAUGAAGUGACAGUGGGAAAAUUCUAUGCCACUUUCCUGAUCCAGGAUUAUUUCAGGAAAUUGAAGAAGAGACAAGAGGAGUACUAUGGUUACCGGCUCACCAAGAAAAGUGCUACCAAUGAGAUACAGGCAGGGCUGAGGAACAUCGAGGAAGAGGCCGCUCCAGAGCUUCAUAGAGCCAUCUCUGGAGACCUUGUGACUGAAGAAGAAAGAGAACGAGCUAUUGACGAAGCUGCAGUGGAGGGCAUCUUCAGGAGACAAGGUAGUCUCUUUGGAAACCACUCGGACCCUUUUUCUGUGGAAAGUGAGUUAGGCAAUGCCAGCCAGCCCACGAGCCAGAGGCCUCUUCAAAUGGCAGAAGGACUCAUCAACAAUAUAAAUAUCACCAACAGCAACAAGAGUCACAGCUUCUAUUGACAGUAAGUUGGAAGAACUGGCCUCCAACAGUUGAUGGCUGCCAGAGUACUUCAACACCAUGACCUUUGACUGUGGCAAACACAGAAAUGCCAGGAGCCUCAACAGAUACAAAGACAGAUUAUGAUGAAAGAGACUGCCAAGGCUGCCAAC